AGUCUUGUUUUUGUUCGUUUUCAGGGCACACAAAUUGUCCGCAAGUUAGGAGCGGGUGAUGCAGCAGCGUACAGUUGGUUCCAGUAUAUUUACGCAAAUUUAGAUAAGUUUUCUAACGAUGCUACAGCAAAUAUAACAUCUAAUGAUGUUAUAAUGAUGCUGUCUACAGCUGCCCGUGCUUUAGGUGUCGACGCUGCCAAGUUUCAGGAAAUGAUGAAAUCAGACGAUAUAGAAACAGCAACAAGAGCCGCAUGGAAAUACUCCUGUUCACGGGCAAUAGCAGGCACACCAACAUUCCUUGUAAAUGACGUCUUAGUUGCUGCCGACCCAACAUGGACGCUAAAUGAUUGGAAACAAGUAAUUGAUCCGCUACUUAAUGGAAGCCAGAAAAGAUCAAAAAAGGACUGCCCAAUUGACACAAAGAAGUGCGAAUAUUUGCCUGGUAAAGUGGAAUGCUGUACCAAAGGCGAGGCAUGUAUUCCCAAUGUCGGAUGCCGUUGUUUUGAAGAUUCGUGCUCCACUGGAAAGCUGGACGAGCUGAAAAUGGUCAAAAUUAAUCCAAUAGUGGAUUAAUUUUAACCCUAUUGAAUUUUUUAUUAUUCCUUUCGAAAAUAGCACAAGAAGAGUGUUAUAAAUGAAAUGACAGUAAUUGUUUAUUUUAGUUAUUUUAGUCUUGAUUAUUCCAGAUCUAUAUUUUUUGUGAUUUGAUUAAUUUAAUUUUAGAACUA
Molecule: messenger RNA, 728 nt
Organism: Mercenaria mercenaria
Lineage: Eukaryota; Metazoa; Mollusca; Bivalvia; Venerida; Veneridae
Exons: 4
Coding region: 154-573 (139 amino acids)
Molecular function (GO): oxidoreductase activity
Source: RefSeq, a predicted model, not a curated record